ACCUUGUAGGAGUGUUCACUCUGUGUUCGACUUUUCCUCGCAAUAAGUAAUUAACAAUUCCCUGGCAUCACUGGCAUCACUGCUGAUGCUAUAUUGUUGUCUCCAAAACGUCUCCAACAGCUCCAACAACUAUCUCCUAUCCUGUGUUAGCAUUAAAAUGAAGCAUAACAAGUGGUGAAAUAAUAAUCAAUUGAUAGAACAAAAUGUUAAACCAAGCAGUCGUUGAAGCACUCUAUUCUGCCACAUAUAUUGAGAAUUACCUCGAUUGCGUUGAAAAUCUUCCAAACGACAUUCAGCGAUAUGUAUCUCGUUUACGUGAGCUUGAUGCCACAUGUCAGACCUAUCUCCGAGAUGUUGAUCAACAGCAGGAGCUACUGAAAAUCGAUACCGAUAUAACAUUACGUCGACGAGCCCUGUUGCGAGUCCAACAAUCCCUCAUAGCAGCUCAGGAAAUUGGUGACGAGAAACUCCAAAUUGUCCAACAGAUUCAGGACCUCAUUGAGAAUAAAUCUCGGCAAUUAGACCUAGAUUACCGUAAUUUAGAUUUUGGCAAGGAACAGGAGAAUAAUGAUACGAAUCGGGAAUCUGCCACAACGACGAAUUCCACAGCGACAGCUAAUUCUAAUAACGUAGAACGCCAGCCCAAACGUGCGAGGAGAACUCGUACAGACAAUCUAACAGACUCGAGUGGACUUGAUAUGAUGGUAAUGUCAGAGAAUCGCUCCACUGGUUUAUCAAAUACAAGCAAUGGUAAUCAAAAGAAAACGACCGCAGCAGCAGCUGGCAAGAAAAAGAAGCGAAAAUCCCGUCAAGGCAAUCAACAGAAUCAGCAGCGAGAGGACACACCGCCACCCAUUGAUGACGAUAUUCAGGUCGACCCGGAUGAACCAACUUAUUGCCUGUGCGAUCAAAUAUCCUAUGGCGAGAUGAUUCUCUGUGACAACGAUCUCUGUCCAAUCGAGUGGUUCCACUUCUCCUGCGUUUCAUUGAGCACAAAGCCCAAAGGUAAAUGGUUCUGUCCGAAAUGUCGAGGCGAUAGACCAAAUGUUAUGAAACCCAAGGCACAAUUUUUGAAAGAGCUCGAGCGUUACAAUAAAGAGAAGGAGGAAAAAUCGUAGCAGGGGCAGAAUGAACUAAAUGAAAAUGGAUAAUAAUAACAGUAACAACAACAGCAACAACAAUGAUAAUAAUUGAUUAAUCAGAGUCCAUUCCAUACUACACCUACAGACGACAUUAUUCAAACUCUCAUUCAAACGUACUUCACAAUAAUAGUUGAAUAAUUAUUGUGCGAUUAGAAAUAGUCUAACAAGAUGGGUAAAAAUUGUUUCCUCUAAUCAUCUAGUUGUCACACAGCCUCACAGUGACAGUAUUAUUUUAUAUCGAAUAUAUGUAAAGUUCAAGGAAGAGGUUUUCAUAUGAUAUUUAAAAUAUCUCAAUUGUAGAUAAGCAUUACAUGUAUUUUAACAAAUUCAUCAUCAAUUAAUUAACAUACUAGGAUUUAUUUUUGUUUUUUAUUCAUUCAAUAAAGAUGUUGCCUUAAUUUCCUAAUGAA
Messenger RNA from Fopius arisanus, 1552 nucleotides. Its product is annotated as inhibitor of growth protein 1. Gene Ontology annotation, biological process: positive regulation of DNA-templated transcription. Gene Ontology annotation, cellular component: nucleus. Lineage: Eukaryota; Metazoa; Arthropoda; Insecta; Hymenoptera; Braconidae. The transcript is spliced from 3 exons. The coding region runs from base 204 to 1118 and encodes 304 amino acids. The record is from RefSeq and is a predicted model, not a curated record.